CGAUAAGAAAUCGAUUGGCAACAUUGCUCAGCCGAGAUGUGCAAGUCUCGUAUACACAAAGAAAACAUGAAAUUUAUUGCAACCGACUGCUAAUGUACAACAAAACUCAUACAAAUAUACAGAGGCACAGAUCAAGGGCAAGCACCAAGGCACAAGACAUAUUUCUUGCGGGGGGAGGCGAGACCAAAAAUGCAUGCCGCAUCGAUGACAGCGGUGGAGGUGCUGCUGCACGAAUUUUAUCAACCGACGACGAGCAAUGCACGCAAACGUGAAAUCGAGACUAAUCUGCUGGCCUUCAAGUCACAGCCGGAGGCGUGGCAGCUGUGUCUGCGUGUGGCAACGGCCAGCAAUAGUUUCAUGGAGAAUCAGUUCCUUUGGUUCUUCAGCACAUCGACACUGGAGCAUACAAUAACACGUCGAUGGAGUCAAUUAACAGCAGCGGAUCGUACAUUAUUACGGGAAACAUUAUGGAAUACAUAUGCCCAGUUGCCGGCAUUGACAGCGGCUCGACGACAUCGGGAUACGCUGGCCCAGCUGAUUGCCCUAAUGGGUAAACGUGAAUUUCCCGAACAGGAUCCAAAUUAUAUGAAACAUUGCAUGGAAUUUACCAAAACACGUUUCGCCCUGGGCAUCAAUCUGUUGCGUGUUACAUCCGAGGAAGUGGUUAGCAAUCGUGGAGAUUUGACCACCGAAUGGAAACAAUAUUUUUAUUCAUGCAUUUCCAUGUGUAUACCCGAUGUUAUGGAUCUGGUCACCAAAUAUCUACUUAUCGCUGUUUGUCACAUCAAUGGCAAGGACAUACAAGCGACCAUACCAAGCACCCUCAUGGAUAUUAGUCUAGCCUCAUCACUGCCAAAUGACAAUCAAUUAAGUUCCUCUAUAUUGGAGUUGCUGGCCUGUGUACAGCAUUUGGUCUCCUGGAUACGCACUGAACUGAUCUCGGAAUAUUUCUUAAUGAGCAUACUAGAUCUAUCACAAUGGCGUCCUGGCCAUGAGCCCAUCUCAUUGGCCUCGCUCUCUGUGCUGAAUGAAAUGUUAUAUUUACAAAAACCAUUGCCAUAUGCUGGCACACUAAUGAGUGGCGUUAGUAGCCUCCUGGAGCAACAUAAUGGCAAUAAGCAGCAGAGCGAAAUGUAUAGCGAUAAAUUUCGUGAACUUUUGCGUCUAUAUACAACAAAAUAUGCUGCAAAAUUAAUGCAGGAACCAGAAUUAUUAGAAACUUUUUUGAAUUUACUAUACGGUUGCACCACAGAAUUGCACGGCGCCUUGGACUUUACGGAGAAAUUGGACAUUUGGACACCAAUUAUAAAGGGUAUUGCGCAGCAGCCGGGUAAAAUGACACGUUAUAAUCAAGUGCUUACACAGUUGGUGAAUGAGAUAAUGCGUCGCACUCAGUUUGAGGCCAAUAAGGCCGAAUUGGAGGUACUAGACAACGAGAUCAUGGAAGAUGAUCAGAGCCCCACCACAGAAUGGCAACAAUUUUUGGAUCAAUGUUUCGAAUGUUUGGCCCUUUUGGCUAGCACUCGCGGUGCUCAUAUCGUUUUUGCACAAGUCUUUGCCCAUUGGUCGCGUCCACAGAUGUAUUUGAUGUCAUUGGAUAAUGCACUUGAUCAUCGUUCAGCGGCACGUAAACAUAAAUUGGCAAAUAUUGGUGAAAUAUUACGUGAUUUUGCCACAGUUUGUCAGGCUGUUGUCCGUCUGGCACCAUUAAUGGACACCUCUGCGGCGGCGGCGGCGGCAAUUGGUUCUGGUGUGGCCGAUGAAAUGGAAUGCCAAUUGCAAAUGUUAUCCGAUAGUUUGCUACAAACAUUACAAUUGCUGGCCAGUAAUCGAAUUGGAGGCAGUGAAAUGGACAAGGCCAACUUUCAGACUGAUUUAGAUAACCUCUACGCUCAAGUUCUGCUGGCCAUACGCAGCAUAUUCCCACUGUCCAAGGCCAUGGGCAGUGAGGAGUUAUUGCAUCGCCUUUUUGUCAUAUUGGGCAGCAUCUUUGCCUGCAACAAUUCAUUAUCAGCCGCCUCGCCGAUUGUCCAGCAGGCGGCUAGCGAAUUGUUAUUAUUCAUCUCAACUGUGAUACGGCCAAAAUGCCUGCUGGAGAUACCACAAAUACAGAGCCUCUUGCAGGCUGGCUCACGACUGGGCACACAGCUGCCCCGUCAGGUGUGCAUUAAUGUGCAUAUCAGUCUAGUUAGCUAUAUGGUAUUACCAUGGAAGUGUGUACCCGAACAGCAGCAGGAUUAUCAGCGUCGUCUUUGGAUGUUGCGUGAAUAUAUCGAUGGUUUGGCUCAAAAUUUCCUGGAAUUGGACCUAAAUCUAACCGGUGAGAGUAAGGUGACGGCCACAACAUUAAGUCUAUUGGGCACAUUAACGGCUCUAAUUGAAUACUUUAAUGGUUGCGGUGGCAAUGCCAAGGAUAUGCUGGCCAGCACAUUUAAGCCCAUAUUAACAAAGGCUUUGAUGAUCUUUAAUAGCUAUGGCCUAAAUAGCAUUGCCAUGGCCAUAACUGUGGCUGAAUUUAGUUUGAGCAUGUUGCGUACAUUGCCAACACAUUUGGGAGCUCAAUUUAUAAAGGAGAUGAUUACUUUGUUUAUCAAUGUUAGCAGCAGAGAACAACUGACUUUAAGCCGUUUGGCUGUGAUGGAAAAAGUUUUACAAAUGUUUAAACUAAUUGUCGAACAACCGGGCAGCACAUCAUUAGCCCUAUUGCCAUCUAUUUUGGAUUUUAGCACUCAACAGAUAUUGCCAUUAUUACAACAACAAAAUGCAGCCACCGAUAGCAGUGAGAUAACCAGUUUGCUCUAUGCCUUAUUCGAUAGUGUGCUCACUUGCAAGUGGCAAUUUUUCUAUAAAAAUCAAUUACAAUCGAAUGGCCAUGCCAGUGCCGCCGGAACAGCAGCAGCAGCAGCAACAAAUACAACAAAUUUCAAUUGUAGUGAUAAUCUGCAUCCGGGUCUAUUUAUGGCCAUAUUGAAUGCAUAUGGACAAAUGCUUGUCAGCGGCACUGAUCCCAGUAAUGUGCGUAAUGUUCUGUUUUCGAUGCAAAAUGUUAACGAACGGAGUCGCCUCUAUCAGCGGGCAUUGUUUAAGGAACAACUUUUGGCCUCAUUUCAACGGGCAUUGCUCAAUUUACUGCUUAGCGGUGAGGGGGCAUUGCAUUUUGAUAUGAUUGCCCAGGCAUUAUUUGCCAUGGGUCAGGUGGAUCAUAGGCAGCUAUUGGAGAGUUUAACCCAAGCCUCGCUGCCAGUGCAACAGACAACACUCGAGGAUAUCUGCCAGACAAGUGACAUUCCAACGUUUACGCAGAAACUCACACAGCUAAUGCAGGAUGCUCAUUGUGUGCAUCUUAAUGAGACAACGUAGACACUGACACGGUGUUACAACAACAACAACAACAACAAAUGUCAAACCCCCCCCCCAUACGAUGGCGCCACACUCAUUUUAUCAAUCAUAAUCCUUUAUAAUCAGCAAAUACAUCAAAUCACCUUUUUUCUGCUCCUGCUUUUGCUUAGCUCAUUUGUUUGUCUGAAGAGUGUAUGUGUAUGUGUAUGCGUGCAUGUGUGUGUAUGUGUGUGUGUAUAAAAUAUUUAUAAUGUAUUUAUGUCUGCUGUGUGUCCCAUAUGUGUGUAUGAGUAAUUUCUUAUCUUGUCUUUAUUUCGUUCCUUUUUUUGUUCUGUGUUUUUUUUAUAUAUUAUGCCAUACUUUCAAGUGCCACGCCUCUUCUAAUUAGGCAUUAUUGUAUUAUCCACACUGCCCCCCCCACCUUUUUCACACUGCAUCCCUUUCCUUUCCUCAAUGCCAAUUUCUAAACGCUUUGAACAAAAACUUCGUUCCCAAAGUGUUUGCUCUCUUUUUAAUGAGUGUGUGUAGCCCUAGUCAUCGUCGUUAUUGUUGUCAUCCAUCGUCGUCAUGGUCGUCAUCGUCAUCAUCGUCGUCAUGGUCGUCGAAUUGAUAGGAUCAACCAAAAUUCAUUCAAUUGAUAAAAGACAUUGUUAGCUUAUAAUGCAAUUCCGUUAUCUUAAUGCAAUUACAAUUUAUUUUAAUGCCCCUAA
Drosophila willistoni is the source of this 4049-nucleotide messenger RNA. RefSeq names its product exportin-6 (gene ebo). Lineage: Eukaryota; Metazoa; Arthropoda; Insecta; Diptera; Drosophilidae. The transcript is spliced from 11 exons. Gene Ontology annotation, molecular function: nuclear export signal receptor activity; small GTPase binding. The coding region runs from base 190 to 3360 and encodes 1056 amino acids. The record is from RefSeq and is a predicted model, not a curated record. Gene Ontology annotation, biological process: protein export from nucleus.